Messenger RNA from Antechinus flavipes (yellow-footed antechinus), 837 nucleotides. Its product is annotated as T-complex protein 1 subunit beta-like. Gene Ontology annotation, biological process: protein folding. The record is from RefSeq and is a predicted model, not a curated record. Gene Ontology annotation, cellular component: chaperonin-containing T-complex. Lineage: Eukaryota; Metazoa; Chordata; Mammalia; Dasyuromorphia; Dasyuridae. The transcript has a single exon. Gene Ontology annotation, molecular function: ATP hydrolysis activity; ATP-dependent protein folding chaperone; ATP binding. The coding region runs from base 22 to 837 and encodes 271 amino acids.
AGCACUUUAGGACCCAAGGGCAUGGACAAGAUUCUUCUAAGCAGUGGAAUAGAUGCUUCUCUCAUGGUAACCAAUGAUGGUGCAACCAUUUUAAAAUCUAUUGGUGUUGACAACCCAGCAGCCAAAGUUUUAGUUGAUAUGUCAAGGGUUCAAGAUGAUGAAGUUGGUGAUGGUACUACCUCUGUAACUGUGUUAGCAGCUGAGUUGUUAAGGGAAGCAGAGUCUUUGGUUGCAAAAAAAAUUCAUCCUCAAACUAUUAUUGCUGGUUGGAGAGAAGCUACAAAAGCAGCAAGAGAGGCUUUGUUGUUAUCCACAGUUGAUCAUGGUUAUGAUGAAGCUGCAUUCCGUGAAGAUUUAAUAAACAUUGCUGGAACUACAUUGUCCUCAAAGCUCCUAACUCAUCACAAAGACCACGUCACUAAGUUAGCUGUAGAAGCUGUUCUUAGACUGAAAGGCUCUGGCAAUCUUGAAGCUAUACACAUCAUCAAGAAACUGGGAGGAAGUUUGGCAGAUUCCUAUUUAGAUGAAGGUUUUUUGCUGGAUAAGAAAAUUGGAGUAAAUCAACCAAAGCAAAUUGAAAAUGCAAAAAUUCUUAUUGCGAAUACUGGGAUGGACACAGACAAAAUAAAAAUAUUUGGUUCCCGACUAAGAGUUGACUCCACAGCAAAGGUUGCAGAAAUAGAACAGGCUGAAAAAGAAAAAAUGAAGGAGAAAGUUGACCGCAUCUUGAAGCAUGGAAUAAAUUGCUUUAUCAACAGGCAGCUGAUUUAUAAUUAUCCUGAACAGUUAUUUGGUGCUGCUGGUGUCAUGGCAAUUGACAAUCCUCUUGUCAUAUAA